Molecule: messenger RNA, 2478 nt
Organism: Lodderomyces margitis
Lineage: Eukaryota; Fungi; Ascomycota; Pichiomycetes; Serinales; Debaryomycetaceae
Exons: 1
Coding region: 1-2478 (825 amino acids)
Molecular function (GO): protein binding
Source: RefSeq, a predicted model, not a curated record
AUGAUUCCACAUUUUCGAAAAGCUCUUCUACCUUCUAAACUACGAUCUUGGAAACAGGACCCGAGGGUCUCGAUUAGAUUCCUAGCGAAGCUACCGAAACACCCAAAAAUUGUUGUUGAAGAGCCCAAGUCGUACUCGAAUCCAAGCAUUCAACAAUAUCACGAUGAGUUUACAACAUACUUGACAGACACAAAAUUACCAAAUAAGCUAAAGCGAAAGCUUGUUUUCUCAAAAAUAGAGGACCUAAUUCAGCAGCCUGUUGGAACAGAGGGUAUCAACCUUUUAAGUUAUGUUUUAAAGAAUAUCACUGAAAACAGACUGAAUGAACCCAUACCGUUGGGUUUGGCAGUGAAAAUAUUUAACAAUACGUACAAUUAUUUGCUUCUGGAGCGUCCCGAUUUCCUUGAACGACUUAUGAGGCAGUUGAUUGCCAAUGGAAAUGAACUACCUGAUCAAACGCUAAUACUAUGGAUGGACUUUGUUUCUCGUCAACUGGUGGGUGUCGAAAAUAUUUAUCACCGAUUGGAGUACCGAAUGAAUGAUGAGUUUGUUGACAAGUAUUUUGACUUUUUAAAGAGUAACCACAGGUUGAACCUUGGUAUAUUUGAGUCUUUGUGCAAAGUGCGGGUGAAUGAUUCGUUUGUAUAUGCGUUGAAUGAAUAUGUCGAAAGUUUGUUUGGGGAUGAGCUCCCAGAAGUGCACUGUUUUGAGGAUUUGGAGAAAAGUUUGGACAGAGUACAGAUGUUGGUUUCCGAUGUGAUAGAAAAGAUUGACACAAAGAAGUUGUCGGUUCCUGCCUUAUUUGCCAUAUUUAAAUUGAAUGAGGAAUUUUUACAGGUUCUGGCAAGCUCACAAGCGGAAGCGGGCAGACUGAAACUUGUCCAUGGGUUAGCACUUAGAACCAAUGAGGUGUUGGAUACUAUAAAGGGCCAAAUAGGGCAAGAUGGUACGUUAAUGGAGUCGCUUUUAUUUGCUGCUAGACGAUACAAUAUGAAGUUGUGCAACGCAUCGGCAAAAUUAAUCCUUAGUGAUCAGAAGUGCUCCUCUGCUAUGAAGAUCGAAGCAAAGUUGAUGAAUGAGAUUCUUCUGCAGCAGAAAUUGGAGGUAAUUUUGAAAUCAGAAGAGGUUUCAGAGGAAAUUUUUGAAGCAACGAUACAAGCAGUUUCAAUAUCGCAUCCUCAUUUGACGGAUGUUGCGUUUGAUUACUACAGGGCCAAUGGGUUGCUUCCUUCAGCAAAAGUAUUCAAGGCAAUGCUUGACCUGGCAAUAAGUGAAAAUAAUUUUACGCUAGCAUUCAAGAUAUUCACAGACUCCACAUCUUAUCUCCAAUGGCCUGACUACUAUGACGAUCUUGCCAUUGCAAAAUCAUUAAAUGACCUUAUACAAUGUGUUGUUGCAAAUACACCUAUUAGAGAUUCAUUCCCCAUGUUUCAAAAAAUAAAAGCGCAAUUACAGCAGCCAAUAAAUAUUGACUCAAUCAAUGUAAUGUCCCUGGCUAUGUUGGAAGCCAAUUUGGUGGGAGAUGUCCUUGAAAUGCUCAAAAGGGAACUUCCCCGAAUCAAAGACGAAAAAUUACGAUUACCCAUUGACAAGCCAUUUGGACACAAGUACCUCCAAUUGUUCAAUACGCUUCACACCUACGCAAUCAGCAACACAUUUGAUAAAUCAGUGGCUAAUAACUGGUAUUUAUUCACACACUUGUACAAGUAUUUUCAUAUACCUCCUGAUUGCAUACUUCCAACGCUAAAGUUUUUCUGCCAACAUGAGAGAUGGAACGGUGCAUUGUUAAUUUUUAAUAAAAUGGUUGAUCAGCACCAGUUGCAUGGAGACCACUCGUUUCCACCACCUUCUCCAGAAAUAUACAUGUAUCUUUUGAAUGAGUUUGGCGACAAGUUGUACGAAGAAGGCGUGAUUCAGCUUCAUGACUGGCUAAAGAUGGAUACGAAUAUUCCUCGUGUGGGGUUGGAGCUCACAAAUGUGAUUAUGAAUGCAUACUGUAAUCUUCAAGAUGUGGCCAAAGUGCGUGAUUUAUUCAUUGCUGCCAACGUCAAUGAUAAAGUUGACGAAGAGAGUGCCAUUAUCAUGAUCAAAGCUUAUACAUACAAUGACCUUCACUAUGUGGAAAAGUUCUGGGACAACUUGUCAAAAUUUGGCUUGGUUCCAAACUACGACAUGUACAAACAGUACUUGAUUGCCUAUGCAUAUUAUGGCAAGACAGAGAAGGCUUUCGAAUUAGUGGAAAGGAUUGAUGAAUAUGAUUUAAAUGUAAGUGAAGACUUGUUGCUCAACCUUCACAAUUACUGUUACAUAGAGGACAAGCAACACGAGAUAAAAGAAUGGGCAAGGACAAAUUUCCCGCAAUUGUGGAAUAACGUUGAAAAAUCCGGUUUGCUCAUCGAGGCCACUGGCUACAAACCUCAUGAGCAUUUCUUGGUCGAUGGAUCAAUAGAAGAAAAACCAAAACUUAUAGAUAAAUAG